GUACCCGUUACAGACACGUAACCUUACAGCCAAGGACAACAAUUCAGUAUUGGCAGAAUAUUAAGUAAACAUCGCAUGACUGUGUUCAGAGCUGGUUAAAUGCACGGUUGUGUGCAUGCAGUGUAUGCGCUGGUCUAAGUAAUGUGUGCAAAUAGUGGAACGGGCCUUGGCGUCUGGCUUUGUGUGAGCGUGGUUGUAUGUCACUAUCUGUCGUGGCUUGACCCGCCCAUCCGUUUUCAGGUGAACGCUGGCGAUAAUUAAGUUCUGGACGCAGGGCCGAAAGCACCAAACGCUACCCGGAUUCAGACUUUUCUCCUCGUCGGUAAUUUCAUUUGCUCAAUGUCUCGCUUCCACAGCCCCCGUGAUAUAGUCAAUUUCCCUCUCUCUGUCUCGAGCUCCCUCUCCUUCUGUUCAUUCCCACCUCUAAGCGGAAUGGCGAAGCGAAAAGAAAACCGGUUGGACAGGUAGAACUUGGAGAGGACUCGCCCUGGUUGGUGAGCGUUUGUGUGAGGUUUUUGUAGGUAUAAAACUGGAAACUUUUCACCUCCGCGGUUCCUACCUUGGCUUACCUGCCCGGACACACCGGAUCUCGCUUUCACCUGGGGCACUCCCGUUUGCCGAAGUGGAAAGGAGUCCGAACUGGGAAAAGGCGAAAGAAAGAAGGAAUUGUGCGAAAUACGGAAUAUUUAGUUGAUUAAAGGAAUUAAGAGUGACCCCCGAAAGAACUGACUGCUGCUUUUUCCAUUUCCAAUUAUUGAAAACGAUAAUUUCGGGAGUUCGUCUUGUGAUUUGAAUAGAGUAAUUACGAAACGCGAAGCGGAAUAAGGGUAUAACUGUUUGCCUCUCUCCGCUUUGUGAAACUUGAGUAGGGCUCACUUCAGGAGCCUUUUCCCUCGAACUUUGCGAACUGGGGAAAAUCGAGUGUGAGAGUUCUAACGAGUCCGUUAUAACGGCGUUGGGCUUCAAAAAACGGAUAGACCAUGCCUCGAGCAUUCCUCGUGAAAAAGACGAAUAUUUCCCCUGGCCGGCGGAAUUGGAGCCAGCUCCCGGACCAUGAACGCGGGGAAAUCUAUAUACCAGUCUCUCAGGCCACUCCUCUCAGUGGGGAGGAGUCAGAGGCCAGCCCAGCUGAGUGGGCUCUGUGCCUGUCUCGGCUGCAGGGAGACUCCACCCAUGAUGACCACGCCCACGAUGGCCACGCCCACAGGGCGGAGCUCCCCUCCAGCACCGCGCAGGGCCAGCAUAGCCCCGCCCCCGGGGAGUGGCCAAAGCCACAGGGCACGCCCUACGUUCGCUCCAAGAUCAAGGUGACCACAGGUGAGCCGCUACCUGUGGAGUCUGUCCGCAGUGACCCUCCUGCUGCGGGCGUGUCCUUGGGCCAAUCCGUGGAGGCUUCUCCUGGCGUGUUCGUGGUUGGGGGCGUGUCCACCCCUCUGGGCGUGUCCUUAGGAGGAGGCGUGUCCUCUGGAGGAGGUGUGUCCUCAUCUCCGGGUGUGUCUUUGGAAGGGGGCGUGUCCUCAUCUCCAGGCAUGUCUUCCGGAGGGGGUGUGUCCUCAUCUCCGAGUGUGUCUUUGGAAGGGGGCGUGUCCUCAUCUACGGGCGUGUCUUCCGGAGGGGGCGGGCCCUCGGCAGGGGGCGUGUCCUCGGGCACGUUUGCGUUCAGCUGCCAGGUGUGUCAGAAGGGCUUCCAGUUCCAGCGCAUGCUGAAGAGACACCUGAAGUGCCACAGCGAGGCCAAGAGACACCUGUGCAGCUACUGCGGCAAAGGCUUCAACGACACCUUCGACUUAAAGAGACACGUCCGCACGCACACAGGAGUGAGGCCCUAUAAGUGCUCGGUGUGUGAGAAGGCCUUUACGCAGCGCUGCUCGCUGGAGUCCCACCUGCGGAAGAUCCACGGCGUCACGCAGCAGUACGCCUACAAGGAGCGCCGCAACAAGCUGUUCGUCUGCGAGGAGUGCGGCCUGACUGCGCAGACGCAGGACGCCCUGCUGCGCCACCUGCGCCAGCUGCACCCGCACAGCGCUCUGCUGCGCGCCCGGGACGGCCGCCGGCCGGGGGGCGGGGCCGGGGGCGGGGCCAAGGGCGAGGCCGCCUCCCCCGGCUCCUCCCCCCGCUCCUCCAACAGCCCCGACAGCGACGACGCCCACGCUGAGGACAUGAAUCAAUGACCACAUGAGUGAGUGAGUGAAUGAAUUAAUGAAGAUGUUCUAAGGAGAGCAAGAGAGAGAGAAGCAGGCCAAGGUGUCCACAGAGUUCCUGUGAAUAAUGUUUUUUUGUUGAUGUCCUUGCAAUAGUCCACAGAGGACCAAUGCCCCCUUUUCAUAAAGCAGUAAUCCGCACAUUAGUGCUGAUCUGAGAUCAGUUGGGCCCUUUGGCUCAGAGUGGAUGCGGUUUGGACACGGACUGGGAAUAACUGAUCCCAGGUCAGCCCGCAUGCUCUGAGACGCUGUGGAUGUAGGCCUGAGUGUCUCAGUUUGACUCCUCUUGCUUCUGAGAGUAAAACUGCCACCGUUCUGGAUGAGGGAGACCAAACGACCGCUCAAAUAACUCCCCUCGGAGGAAUAUAUAUAUAAAUAUAUAUAAAUAUAAAAUAGAUUAUUUAUGAUGCUGUUGGUGUCCGGCUGUUGUACAUUGAGCAGCUAGUGAUGUCACUGUGGGAGAUUACCUCUGGAGAGCUUAUGCAGUCUUGUACAUACUAAGAGACGGAUGACCAAGAUGAUAAAAUCUCACAUUCUGUUGAUUUUUUAAAACUUUUUUUAAAAAUGUAUUCACAUAUUUAAAUAUCCAUCUUAAGAUCUAUCAGGGUGUCAUUUAUACUUUUUUUCGAAGAGGGAAUAUAGUUUAUUUUUAAAACUAUUUUAUACAUUUGAUGAAAUGGAUGUGUGCAACAUGUUGUGAUACUUUCUUUUCUUUGUUUUUAUAAAAUGUGGAUGCAAGUCAGACGCUGGACUGCUGUACUUCAUCUGAAAGGACAUUUCAAACGAUGUUCUGCAGUGCUGCUAGAAAGACAGGAAGUGCACAGAACUGUAAAAUGAUGUAACUUCCUGUCCUUGCUGUACUUAUCGUAUAGCAUAGAUAGGAGCUGGAGGUGGUAGGAGGGGCCAGGCGGUGAAGCCUAGGAAGUUACAGGGAAACGGCCUCUACUGCGCAUGCUUGACGGCAAAAGCGCUUGCUGCCCAUUCAAUUCAAUGUAGAAAUCCAAGGUGAUUUAACUACCAAAGAAAACCUCAUUGAUGCAUUCUUUGUGAUCAUAAAUUUCAUUAUGUGCUGCAGUUUCUGAAACAGUGAUUGUUUUGGUCCAGAAAUGUUGAAAAAAUACUUAUUCAAAUGUGCAGAUUUUUUUACAUAAUGCAUAAUUUUCAAUCUGCUUUUCAUGUGAAGCGUAACGGUCAUCAAUCGAGUUAUAAAAAAUACCAUGGAGGACAUUUUAUUUUGCCUUCUAAAGUCUGAUGUUCCCCAUUCACUUUAACAGGAGCUCCAGUGUUUUCCCCUCAACAUGCACUAUACAGGCUGACUUCCGGGACUUCACAAGCUUAGCUUAGCCGAAGGCGCGGUCGCCUGUCUAGUUAAAUAUGCAUGUCUAUGGUGCUUAUGGUGGGCUGGGUUCUCUUUUCUUGUCUCUGAGUCAAAACAGGCCAGCCGGGAGCAGCUAGUUGCUGGCAUUCAUUGAUCUGGCAUUCCGAUGAAAAUGAUUCUUUUAUGUGAUUUUUGCAGUUUGGUUUAGACUACAUGUUUUUGCCAGGGAUCUGAGGAAGUGAUUAAAAAAAAAAAAAAAAAAAAAUGUAUUUUAUUUUUCCUGGCAUUUAUUGAGUUACAGAUUUCUGAUACCAUAUUUCACCCAGGUCUGGCCCGGGUUUGACCUGGGUCUGAUUGUGACUGUGUUUUGGCACUUAAUUUGUGCAGCAGGAGCGCAUUAGGAGGUACUUGAAUACACUCCCAUUUGGCAAUGAAACUGGUUGAGAAACGCUUUACUGCACUCUGUCACACGAUGCUGCAAUUCGGUUGGUUGGGUGGGGUGCUGAGGGGGAGGAGCCAAGUCACAUGUUGCUCAACAUUAAAUGAACGGUCUUGGA
Messenger RNA from Anguilla rostrata (American eel), 4076 nucleotides. Its product is annotated as putative transcription factor Ovo-like 1. Gene Ontology annotation, cellular component: nucleus. NCBI's taxonomy places the organism in Eukaryota, Metazoa, Chordata, Actinopteri, Anguilliformes, Anguillidae. Gene Ontology annotation, biological process: regulation of transcription by RNA polymerase II; epidermal cell differentiation. Bases 981 to 2171 code for a protein of 396 amino acids. Gene Ontology annotation, molecular function: RNA polymerase II cis-regulatory region sequence-specific DNA binding; DNA-binding transcription factor activity, RNA polymerase II-specific. The record is from RefSeq and is a predicted model, not a curated record. The transcript has 5 exons.